Molecule: messenger RNA, 3328 nt
Organism: Heterobilharzia americana
Lineage: Eukaryota; Metazoa; Platyhelminthes; Trematoda; Strigeidida; Schistosomatidae
Source: the annotation of a GenBank genome assembly
AUAUGUCUGACUUUUUUACCGUAAUGAACUUCAUUUGAAGCAUAUAAAUUCAUGAAGACUGUUACUGUUAUCCAACAUCGUAUUGUACCCCAGAAUUCUCAUACUGAUAUUUUGAUAACUCAUUUUCAAAAAAUCAGAAUCUAACCAUGUCUGUAUUUUUCAUGGUUUCACGGUUGUUUCUUCAGAGUAUCCUGACAUCAAUCCUUACAUAAACAAAAAUAAACCAUAAGUUUGCUUAAUUAUAUCUAUCUUUAAAAUAUCUGGAUUUAAAAAGAUGUUUCAUGAUGGAAAAUGUUUCAAUGGUUUUGAGAUUAACUUCAGAGAUCAACAUUUCAUUGUAAUAGUUCAAAAUUCAAUGUUCUUUCCAAAUGAAAAACAAACAAAUCAAAGUUAUUUUUGAUUGGUAGUUUGUCAGCUUCACCAAUAAACGGUUUUUUGAGAACUAGACAGUUUUUAUUUUUCAGAGUAAUAUUACGUCACUAUAUGAAAAUUAUCAAAACAAGAGUAUGAACCAUAUAAGGAGGAUAUUUUUAUUUCAAUGUUUACGUCUUGUCAGUUAAUUUGUUCAUUUCUCUAUUGUAGUUCAUUCACAAAAAUCGAUCACGUCGUUGUUAUUCCUUAUUGGUUGUUGAAUGCAUAUAUAUGUAAGUAUUAACCUUAUUACUUAAAACGGUAUGACCUAAAUAAUAAAGAAAUUAUAUUUUCUAUGAAAGGAUAUUCACGUGCACUGCAUGUUGAAUUGAAUGUUCAAUGCAUGAUAUCAAACUUUGAGAAUGAUUUCGUAUUAAAUAAUCAGUUUGAAAUAUUCAAAACAACAAUCACAUUUCCCACAUUUUAAAACAUUUUAAACUAACAUAAUGGUCAAUACUUGUGAUGGUCUUAAAGGUGAUAAAGGUUCCGAUACUUCCGAUGAAAGAUUGACAAAUGAGAGAAUAAACGUUGAAAGUACACGGGAAAGUGCCAACUAUGAGGUAGAUAGACACCACGGAUGGUAUACUGACGCACAUUGGUUUACACAAAUUUCCCUGAAGUAGCACAUACAGCCUACUGAUGAGUGCUGACAAGGACGAAACCAAAGUCAGAGAUUUUUAUCAACUUACUGUAAAUAUUCAAUGAAAAGAAGGUAUACCAUAACUCUAUGUCACUCAGCUUGGUGGGCAUAACUGGCACUUUUUGGAAAGAUUAAGUAAUAACACAUCUGAACUGUAGAGUUGCGUUGGUGACAACUUAACAACUAUUUAAUUUAGAUUAAGCCAGAGAAACUAAUUGUCCUGAUCAAGCCUCUCGUGACUACAGAAAACGACCAUGUGAUUAUAUUGUACGAACAAGUUUCAUUACAAAUACUACAAAUUUGACGAGUUAUUCAACAGAGGAAGACCCAAGUGAUAAUUCACUUCAAGAGGAUGAUACUUCUGGAGUGAGAAGACAUAAACUACUUCCAUCGCUGAGUUUACUUAAUCCGAAAUUGCCUAAAUUAAAUAAAGUGGGAAAAUUCCGUGUAAAUCUUAUCCUACGGCUACGUAGUAUAUGGUCACGAACACGAUCUCAGUCACAAGGACAGAAGCCUAAAAGCUAUCACAAGCAUCAUUAUCACCACCACCAACAUCAUCAUUCUAAGGAACUUUAUAAUAUAGAGGCAUGUAAAUCUAUGAAGGUAGAAAACACUGAUCACACUAAAAAUAUGCUUGUAAAUGAUGGAAGAACCGUUCCACAGAUGAAAUCUUCAGGUUCACAUAACAGUCAAAUAAUAAUACAUAAACAUUAUCAUUCCGAUUGUUGUUUACUACAGCCUUUUUAUGUGCAUAGUCGCAUAAUUAGCAAGUGUUCACACAUUCAUUAUCAUUUUUAUUACCAAUAUCCUAAGUCAACAUGCAAGGAAAGUUUGUUCAACAGUGAAGAAAAAGAUUUAAACAAAAUAUCAAAUCAGGUGUCGAAUUUAAAUUUACUUUCACCAAGUAAUCAUUCUCUGUCAACUGGAAAUAUAUGCUGUUUAUAUGCAUUGAAGUGUGUACCAUCGAUUGAGUGUGUAGCAUCCCAACUGUCAUCACCAUGUCAGCAACAACAAGAAAUAUUCAGUGAAAACAAACGUUCCAGUCCAACGAUAACUUCAAUAAUGAUGAAUAGGAGAAACAAUGCAAGAUUAAUUUCCCCUUUUGAAAAACUUAAAUAUCAUCCAUGCUAUCAAGAUCGCGAACGUCAUUUAGGCAAAUGGAUUCAAGAAAUUUUAACACACACUGGUGAUAGCGAUGAAAAUGAUGAUGGUGAUGAUAACAGUGACGAAAAUCCAGAUGGUGGCAACCAGAACAACAGUAAGGUUACUAAAAAUAAAGCAGUGGAUAACACUAAUACUAAUAAUUUCAGUCGUAACAGAAUGUACAGUAGUUUGAAACAUGUACGCUUUGCUGACGAGUCAGCGUGUUCAUCUUCAGUGACCACAUUGAAUUCUUUGUCAAGAUCUUCAUCAUUUUCAUCAUUGAAUAUUUCAAAUACUUCAUUAUCAGGAGUUUCUUGUUCACAUAUCUCUAAUCUCUGUCCUGAUAGUGAUUGGGCAAUCAGCGAUAGACUACUGUCACAGAGUUCAAUUUCAAAGGAAUUUCUGUUCAGUAAUCUAAGGCCAAAACAAUUGAUAAAGAGAACAACCAACAAUCGUAACAAUACAUAUAAUGAUCACGGUAAUAAUAGUGAAAAUGCCUCAGACAGACGACAGCAUAUAAAAAACAAUCAUACCGAAACACCUUUAGUAACAGUGAAUUUAUUUCAUAAUACCUCAGAACCACCAGAAGUACCUCAGCAUGUUUUAAAUCAACUAGAGUCCAUAAAAAAAUGGAAACCCCAGUUUACAAAUCCAAUCAACUGUACCUAUUUCAUACAACGUCUUCUAGAACAAAAAGUAUGUCUUUGCCACUGCUGGUCGAACAAUUUUCAUUCUAUUCACGUCCAGGUUAAAACGAUUGCAAGUAGCCAAGGUUAUCCAGACUUUUCUGCAGAAGUUCGACUACGCUAUACACUGGAUCACUGGCAAACCUAUACAGAAUGUUCUCCAUUGACAAAAUUGGAUCACUUAACGGAAUCACACAAUGACUUCCAGUCAAUAGAAACGUAUGAAUCAGAAGUUAAACUACAUUUUGUUUUAAUUAAUGAAACUUCAUUAUUUUCAACAGAGUUCAGAUCUUAUCAGCUAGAAUUUGCUGUUGUUUAUCGAGGUAGCGGAUAUGAAUACUGGAUAAUAACUAUACGAAAAAUUACCUUUGUUGUUUAUGAUGGUUGUUGUAAGAUGCAUAUUUUCAGGUUCCUUUUUUACUGUGAUUAUUAAAAAUUUAGUUAUUUC